Messenger RNA from Colossoma macropomum (tambaqui), 2686 nucleotides. RefSeq names its product protocadherin gamma-A11-like. NCBI's taxonomy places the organism in Eukaryota, Metazoa, Chordata, Actinopteri, Characiformes, Serrasalmidae. The transcript has a single exon. Gene Ontology annotation, cellular component: plasma membrane. The record is from RefSeq and is a predicted model, not a curated record. Gene Ontology annotation, molecular function: calcium ion binding. The coding region runs from base 131 to 2521 and encodes 796 amino acids. Gene Ontology annotation, biological process: homophilic cell-cell adhesion.
UAAUACGGUUAAAGAUUGGCAUGGAUGAAGCCGGGAUAUGUAACAUCUUGACUUUGGUCUUCCUGCUACAUUGAUUUACCUAUUUGAAAAGGACGGUUUCCGUGAGUACAAUCUGCUGACUUUGUUGUUCAUGAUGGAUCACGGCGAACAAAGGCGCAGAUGGCAAUGCUGCCGGAUUGUUCUGUGUUUCGUUUUGCUUCUCUGCUUUGGGAAAUAUGUUUCGGCGCAAAUAAGGUACUCUGUUCCGGAGGAUGUUAAAGAAGGGUCUGUUGUGGGUAACAUAGCAAAGGAUUUGGGCCUUGAUGUUAGUACUUUGGUGGACAGACGGUUUCGCAUCGUCUCUGGAUCUAAAGACGCUCUUUUCGAGGUAAAUACGAACAAUGGCGAGCUUUAUGUUCAUAAGAAAAUCGACAGAGAGGAGCUGUGUGAUGAUAACACUGCCUGCUUUAUAAAUCUAAAAAUUGCAGUAGAAAGUCCUCUAGAAAUACAUUACGUAGGAGUAGAGAUAACGGAUGUCAACGACCAUGCACCUGUUUUUCCUGAAAAGCAGCAAAAUUUAAAGAUUGCAGAAAACACGUUAACUGGGGCUGAUUUUCAGCUCGUAGCUGCUCGCGAUCCUGAUUCUGGAGUAAAUUCGCUUCGUACAUACAAACUCAGUCAUAACGAGCAUUUUGAUCUAGAGAUUCGAGAUGGUGGAGAAGAUAAUAAAAUACCAGUUUUAAAACUGCAGAGAGCUCUUGACAGAGAACGUCAUUCCUCUCACAAUUUAGUAUUGACUGCGAUCGAUGGUGGAAAUCCGCCCAGGUCAGGAGCUUUGAACAUUUCAAUAACUGUACUUGACAUCAAUGACAACAGACCAGUUUUCAGUAAAGAUGUUUAUACUGUGACAAUUCCUGAAAAUAUUCAAAGGGGGAGUUUAUUGGUCAGAGUUAAUGCUACUGAUGCUGAUAAAGAUCUAAAUGGCGAUGUCAUUUUUUCGUUUGCCAGUAACUUAAAGAAAAAAGUUUAUGAAACGUUUGAACUGGACGAAAACACAGGAGAAAUUCGCGUGAAAGGCAUGGUUGACUUUGAGGAUGCUGAGAUAUACAGGGCUGAUGUUACUGCUUCUGACAGAGGAGAACCCCCCAUGACAACAAACUGUAGAGUAAUCAUAAAGGUUACUGACAUAAAUGACAAUAAACCAGAAAUUGAAGUGACCUCACUUUCUAAUUUAGUACCUGAAAAUUCUAAACCAGGAACUGUAGUAUCACUCAUUAGUGUAACGGAUAAAGAUUCAGGCAUUAACGGGAAAGUAGUAUGUAGUCUCUCUGACAAUGCUCCAUUUGAGUUGAAACCAUCUUUUCAGGAAAAUAUGUAUUCUUUGGUGACGAAAGGUAAUUUAGAUCGAGAAGUGGCUUCACGCUAUGAUAUCACGAUAUUUGCAGCUGACCUAGGACAGCCCCCUUUAUCCUCUUUCAAAACUUUGAGCGUCGAAGUCUCAGACAUGAAUGACAACCCCCCAGCAUUUCCGCAAAACCCUCUUGAACUUUACAUAUUUGAAAAUAACUCGCCAGGUGGCUCUAUAUUGUCAGUAAGCGCAUAUGACAACGAUGAAAACGAGAAUGCACUGAUCUCAUAUCAGAUUUUGAGAGAUGAUGGAUCACAGGAUGGCCUGGCUUCAUUUCUGAAUGUUAACUCAGAGACAGGUGUUAUUCGUGCGCUAAAGAGCCUUGACUUUGAAACCUCCAAAACGUUCCAGUUCCACGUGCUCGCUACUGAUUCUGGAACUCCACCACUGAGCAGCAACGUCACAGUGAACGUAUUCAUUCUGGAUCAAAACGACAACGUUCCAGUGAUCUUAUAUCCGGUCAGCUCUAACGGAUCUGCUGAAGGUGUGGAGGAGAUUCCCCGCAAUGUGAACGCAGGACAUUUGGUGACUAAAGUGAGAGCCUAUGACGCAGAUAUAGGAUACAACGGCUGGCUAUUAUUUUCACUACAGGAAGUGAGUGACCACAGUCUGUUUAGUUUGGACCGCUAUACAGGACAGAUAAGGACCCUUCGCUCAUUCACAGAAACAGACGAGGCUCAGCAUAAACUGGUCAUUCUGGUCAAAGACAAUGGCAACGUUUCACUUUCAGCAACAGCGACUGUGAUUAUCAAAGUUGUGGAGCCCAAAGAGGCUUUUGCAGCUUCUGAUGUUAAGAACGCAGUAAAAGAUGAAGAGGACAGCGACGUCACAUUUUAUCUGAUCAUCACUCUGGGCUCAGUUUCAGUGCUUUUUGUGAUCAGUAUCAUUGUGCUGAUUGUAAUGCAGUGCUCCAAAUCUACAGACUAUUCCUCCAAGUACUUACAAGAUACAAAUUAUGACGGAACACUGUGUCACAGCAUCCAGUACAGAUCAGGAGAUAAACGGUACAUGUUAGUUGGACCCAGAAUGAGUAUCGGUUCUACUAUAGUCCCGGGCAGUAAUGGGAAUACUCUAGUGGUACCGGAUCGCAGGAGGAGAACUUCUGGAGAGGUAGGAGUGCUUUAUUUCAAAUGAUUUUUGAGUUUCUAUUUCACGUUGGGGUCGCACUACUGCUUUUGCAGUCAGGAAUACCAGAUGUCUUUUUGUUUAAUUGUUGUUUCGGAGACGUGAUUUGGUUCUAUUUUCAUGGUCAUUUGCUUUGCUUUUGCUUUCAUUUACUCUUUUAACUAAAAGCAUUUU